AAGCAACACGUAGUUCCGCACAGGAUCGGGCAAGAUUGCGGCUUUUUAUUGUUGCAGUGAGUCGUUUUCUUAAAUUAUUCGGCCAAAUUACCUCAAACAAGACGGUGCAGAAUUAAAGCGGAUCUUUUCCAGCUUCCCAUUGUAACGACCUUGGGGGAAAAUUAGCUAAUCUGCAAAAUAGUGUUGUAUCUAGAAUCAACUGCAAGCGUUCCUUAACCGUGCAGCUGAACCUAAAGCUCGUAGAGGCAUGUCGCACAGAAGAAGCCGGAGUAGUUCGCCACCAUCGUUUGGCACCAACAGCAAUGACCCCCGUGACCUGGAGCGAAGGAUUUUUGUCGGAAAUUUGCCCACUGCUCACAUGGCGAAGAAGGACAUGGAGGAUCUGUUCAGGCCAUAUGGCAAAAUACAGGCCUUGUCCCUGUUUCGUGGGUACGGAUUUGUGCAGUUUGAACGAGUGGAAGAUGCUGAGGCCGCUAAAGCUGGACAUAACGGUCGAAUUUAUAGAGGUUAUAAACUAGAUGUAAAUAUGGCAGCGGAGAGACGGCAGAAUAAACCCAGGUCGAGCCCUCCACGCAGGCCUGCCAGUGGUUAUGGGGAAAGUCGAGAGCCCCGUCCACGGUCUCGGUCCCCAGUCGGACGAGGUUCUAGAGACCACCGUGAUGGCCGAGAAAUGAGAGAGCACAGCCGUGAGCCGCGGCCCGGUCCACCUCGUGAACAUGAUGCUAGAGUCCCUGGUGAGGAACGAUACAGGGGGUCAGAGAACAGGGAGAAAGAUCCUCACUACAGAGAAGAAGGUUAUGACCGUUAUUACCGCGGAGAGUACGACUAUUAUCGGAAAAAGGAUGAGCCAUACACGGACCGCUACAGAGAACCCUGGAAUGGCAGGAGAGAGCCAGAGGAUGAGCGUGUUCGUCCGGAAGAGCGCCGGAGGAAUGAUUUGUAUCGUCAAUAUUACGAAGAGCUUCAGAGGCGCUAUGAUGCUGAGAGACCAGUGGACUGUUCCGUUAUAGUCGUCAACAAGCUGCAGAAGGAAUAUGCCGAGACGGUGGGCCGAAAGGUUCGUGAUCAGGGUAUGGUGGUAGAUCUCAUCUUCCUCAAUACAGAAGUCUCAUUGACUCAAGCUCUCGAGGAUGUGAGUCGGGCUCGUACGCCCUUUGCCAUCAUUAUCACGCAGCAGCACGAGGUGCAUCGCUCCUGUACGGUCAACAUCCUCAUUGGAACCCCACAAGAACACAGGAACAUGCCUAUGCAGGAUGCCAUGGUGCUGGUGGGCCACAACUUUGACACUUUUAAAGCGGAGCACCGUGCCAAAGAAAGAGACGAGAUUGCCAGGAAGGCAGCUAAGAUGGCCGAUGACGUGUUGAUGAGGGAGCUUGACCGAGAGGGACACCCGGUCUCCGUCCUGACUGCAAUCACACUGCUGUCAGAGGGCAGGUUUAUGACUCCAGAAGAGUUGGCAAGGCUAACUGACUAUCUGAGAGAUAAACGUGAACGUCUUCUCAGAGGAAGCACUGAACCUGGAACACUCCCCCCAGCCGCCACUCAUGAGGCCGCUCAGCCAACCCAGACUCUGCCUGGUUCAGCACAACCAACAUAUUCAAGUCUCUCCAUGCAUACCCACCUACCCACUGUGCCCACCCCUGUCUCGACCGCCAACCAACAGCAGGAACUCCAGGCUAAAAUCCUAAGUAUGUUCAACAGCGGCACCGGUGCUACUUCUGCGGCCAAUCCUGUUCCAGUACCCCAACUGCAGUCCUACACCUCCAAACUUGGCCCUCAAUCCACCGGGCUCCAGUCCUCGCUUGCCACUGGCAUGCCCAAAAUAGCCGCCAUCCAGCCACAGGGUAUGAUAAACCCUCGCACUUCCCUGAGGCCCCCUCUUCCUCGUUUGCCGGGCCCCCCGAGGUCGUCAGCCACCUCGGGCACUGGGAUUAACUUCGAUAACCCCAGUGUGCAGAAAGCCCUAGAUACGCUCAUCCAGAGCGGGCCCAUUAACCACUUGGUCAGUAUGGGAGGCUCGGGGCAAGCAUCUAGGCCAGGGCAGGGGAUGGAUCAAGGGCCACCAUCCAUGUCCCACUAUUCUCGUCAUUACUGAAACAAAAUCUCACAAGGACUGUGAUUGCUCUGAAUUAUCAUAAAUAUUUUUUUCCCCCUGUUGUCAUUUAUGAUAAGAAAAAAUCUUGAUGUGUGUUUCCUGUAAAGUCAGAGUUGAAGUCAUAAUUUUCUGGUUUUACGGUUUUAUUUUUCCUUUUUUGUGUUAGAUGGAAACCUAUUCGGUGCAUGAUUGUAAUGCUGCAUCUUUUGGAAUUUGAAUAUUUCUGUUGUUUUAUAUCAAAUUUGUUCACUGUAUAUACCAGCUAACUUCUGACUUAAUAAAUUCAUUUUAGAUAC
Messenger RNA from Xyrauchen texanus (razorback sucker), 2391 nucleotides. Its product is annotated as nuclear receptor coactivator 5-like. Bases 248 to 2095 code for a protein of 615 amino acids. Gene Ontology annotation, molecular function: RNA binding. The record is from RefSeq and is a predicted model, not a curated record. Gene Ontology annotation, biological process: regulation of signal transduction. Gene Ontology annotation, cellular component: nucleoplasm. Lineage: Eukaryota; Metazoa; Chordata; Actinopteri; Cypriniformes; Catostomidae. The transcript has 11 exons.